AUGCUUUCAAGAAUGAUGUUAUUUGCUACUUCUUUAUUAACUUUAGUGUUUUCACAAAUCGUACUUGGUGAUAAUAAAUCAUAUACUUUACCAAAAUUUGAAUCAUCAACUCAAUAUUUCGAACAAAGUGAUUCAAGUAUAUCACCAUCAAAUGUUAACUAUACUAAUAAUUUUGGAUUAAAAGAUCAAUAUUCAUGGAACGAUGUAUUAGAUCAAUUGGAUGAAUAUCAUAAAUUAUUUUUCAUCAUAAGACAUGCAUUUGGAGUUCAUCAAUGUAAUACCCCAUCUACUGAUUGGACUUGUUAUUGGCAAACAUUAGAUGGGUAUAAUGGUCAAGUUUGGGCUGAUGCAGUUUUAACACAGCAAGGUAUUGAUCAAAGUAAAAAAUUAUCACAACAAAUUAAAAACACCAAAAAUUUCCCAUAUCCAAAUCAUUAUUAUUCAAGUCCACUUAGAAGAACUUUAGAAACUUGGGAUUAUGUUUGGAAAGAUUUAACUUCAAAAGGUCCAACUAUCAAAGAAUUUGCUAGAGAAACUUAUGGUAUUCAAACUGAAAGUAAACGUCAUGAUAAAAACUAUAUUUCUUUGAAUUGGCCUCAUGCUACAUUUGAAAAGGGGUUCACUUCAAAUGAUGAAUUAUGGUCUAGUACAAAAAGAGAAACUGGUCAACAUCGUAAAUAUAGAGCUGCUUCUUUAUUAAAUGAUAUUUUUGAUGCUAGUAAAGAUGAUAAAGUUGUUUCAAUUGUUUCACAUUCUGGAUUGAUUGGAUCGAUUUUAGAUGUUGUUGGUCAUAGAGAUUAUCCAGUUGAUAAUGCUGUAUUGAUACCAGUUAUAAUUCAAAGGAAAAAACAUAAAACCAAAACAUAUGAUUUAGAUGAUCCUGAUAAAACUUUUGCUGAUAUUUGUCCAGAUAAACCUUCAACCAUUACUGAAGGGCCAGAAUUAACUUGUAGUGCUGGUCCAUUUGAUGAGAAAGAUCCAUCAGGUAAUUAA
Molecule: messenger RNA, 993 nt
Organism: Lodderomyces jiufengensis
Lineage: Eukaryota; Fungi; Ascomycota; Pichiomycetes; Serinales; Debaryomycetaceae
Exons: 1
Coding region: 1-993 (330 amino acids)
Cellular component (GO): cytoplasm
Molecular function (GO): phosphatase activity
Source: RefSeq, a predicted model, not a curated record